AUGGCCGCCUCGUCGAGUGACCGCGACCUCAACCCGACUGUCGAGGACUACCACUCGGACGACAGCGAGGACCCCGUCCUCGAGUCGUUCCGUCGCUCGCCUGCCGCAAAUGUCGCCGCAAAACGCUCCCAUCCGUCUGACUUGGGCACAGACAAGCCCCAAGCAGACAAGGAGAAGAUGGUUCACAUCGACCUCCAGAGCGACUCUGGGUAUUCCAGCCACACCGCCGGGACCAUGAGCAGCGCUGAUUCGGUCCCAAGUGCGAAGACGUCGCAAACCUCCACUGCCCCCUCGAGCGCUGCCUCCAUGCCUCCUCCUAGCCCCGCCGCCUCCAGGCGACGCCCGACCGUUGUCGAGGACCGGAGGAAGCCUGCCGAGAGCCCGCGCAGGCCGCUGCAGCGCAACAACUCGACUGCCUCUAAACAACGACCAGCUGCUACUCGGAGACCGACUAUAUCACAGACAAAGACACAGACAGAUGAGUGCAGAGACCCCAAUUGCACGGACUGCGGGUCCAAUGCACCUCCUCGUCGACGUGGCAGGCGCGAAUCCGUCGCGGUGGACUCUGGCCUCGACCUUCCCCACCCCCCUUUCGAUGUGCGAUCGCAGCGCUCGGAUCCCGCACCGUCCACCUACGCCUCUCCGCCCUCUCCGACUUACAAAAGGCAACCUGCUCCCUACAUGCAAGGUUCAACCAUGGUGCAGCCCGCCCAGACACGUCCACGGGUCUCGUCGACUGCUCGCCGUCCCAUGAGCUACCACGGAGACCCUGGCUCAAACUACUAUGCGCCGGGUAUGCCCGCACCAUACCCUAGUCCGCCUCAAGAUUUCGGCCCUCCACCCUCCAUGUCCGCUCAAUACUCGAUGCCACAGCACCAUCAACAGCAUCCCCAGAUGGCGCCGUUCAUGAUGGGUACACCUCCGUCCCAUUUCUAUCAGGGCGGCCAUCCAAUGGCUCAAGCUCAAGCUCAGCACAUGUCCCAGGCAUCACCACCCUACGAACAUCAGAGACCGUCGCUGUCGGCUCGCAACCCCUCCAGCUUCCAUGCACGCAGGCCCGUAUCUGGAUACGGGCCGGCAAUGGUGACCCAUGAGAAUAACAAAGCGGAGCCGCCUAUGCCAUCCGCCCGCUACGGAAACGCUCCUCAGAGUGCCAGACAGGAGCGCUUUCCCAUGAAGGCACUUAUGCAAACGGCGCAUCACGAUUCUGAGAGCUCCGAUGAAUACGAGUCUUCAUCCGAAGAAGAUGUCCCUAUCGCACCUCCACCGAAGCAGCUCAUGCCACCGCCCAAGAUCAAGAGUAAAUCUAAGAAAGAGCAGAGGCCUGUUCUCCGUCACGCCAAGACUACUCAGGUCACCCAGGUCUACAACGAUCGCCGUGAACGUCGCCAAUCGGUGUCUCAGCCACAGAUGUUGCCAGAACGUCCCAGGGAAAAGGACAACAGAGCAUCCCGUGUCAGCACUGCACCACCUUCGCGGUCGAUCUCGACCAGUCGUCCCGGGCCGCCCAAGCGUGUGACACAGUCGGCCUACGACACGCCCCGUGCUAGGGUACUGGUCGAAAACCCUAGGACCAGCCGUCGCCAAUCUUACCAAGCAUACGAGCGGGCGUACGAGCCGCAGUACGAGCCGCAGUACGAAGAUGAAUAUGACUCGGAGCUAGAGGAACGCCGCCGACGUCGUCGUUCGAAGGUCUAUCGCAAUGAGGAGGAGGAUGCUAUCCUCGUCACUGAAAGACCCCCUCGCCGGCGAACAGACGCUUCCAUCAAGCGCUCCGAGUACUUGGUCGGAAGAGAGACUGCCCAGGUAAUGAACGAUGUCGAAGCAUACCAGCAACGCACACGCGGAACCUACGAACCCUUGAGCGAGCAGGUCCACAAAGUUGCCAAACAGCGCGCGUCACGUGUACCAUCGGACCCCGAUCGCAAGACUCGCAUCAGCCAGUCAGCUCGCACGGCAGUUACUAACGGCAAUAACAAUGGCGAGAUCCGCCUUCGUGUCGAUACCUCUGCCCCUCUGAGCCUCUCUUUCAACGGUGACAUGGAAGGUCGUACCCUCCAAAUCAACCCUGCGGAAGAUGGCAUGGCCGAUAUUGUUAUCGGCGGCCAACGCGGGGAAGAUGACGUCUACCGUAGCGAGAAAGGCAGUAUCAGGGGCAGCAGGAACUCGAUGAUCGCAGGUUCAGCCAGACGUGAAGCCGAAGAAGUUUCUGUCAAGAGCGGACGCAGCAGCCAGGGCCGCCGAGAGCGAGAGGUCGAAAGCCGACGAUACGGGGAGCGUGAUCGGGAGGCAGAGCGAAGACCUCUCAGGCGUGAGAUCAGACAGACCAGAUACCACUAG
Molecule: messenger RNA, 2340 nt
Organism: Didymosphaeria variabile
Lineage: Eukaryota; Fungi; Ascomycota; Dothideomycetes; Pleosporales; Didymosphaeriaceae
Exons: 1
Coding region: 1-2340 (779 amino acids)
Source: RefSeq, a predicted model, not a curated record